AUGAGCGCACCGGAGCCGCCGGGCCGCGGGAUGCGCUUCGCGGAGAGCCAGCUGCGGCGGCACGGCUGGCGGCGAGGGCAGGGUCUGGGGAAGCGGGAGGACGGCAUCGCCGAGGCCAUCCGGGUGAAGGUGAAGUGUGACACGACGGGGGUGGGACACGAUGCGGCGGAGCCGUUCUCCUUCCACUGGUGGGACCACGUCUUCAACAAGGCGGCUGCCAACAUCGCCGUGGAGGCCGGGCAGGAUGGCAUCUCCAUGAAGACGCUUUCCGAGCAGGGAGUCAAGAUCAGCAAUAAGAAGCCCCGCAAGGCCUGCGGCACCGGCAGCAUGCUGUACGGCCGCUUCGUGAAGUCAGCCACGCUCACAGCACGUGGGGAGGAGUCCACAAAGCUGCACACCGGCUCAGAGAGCAGCGAGGAGGAGGAGGAGAAGCUGGACCUUUCUUCGGCCAGGAGGCUGACAGACGAGGAGCUGAUGCGAGCAUGCGGGGGCCGCACGGCACACAAGGGUGCCCGUCACGGCCUGACCAUGAGUGCCAAGCUGGCGCGCCUGGAGGAGCAGGAGCGAGCUUUCCUGGCCACGUACCGACAGAAGGAGCGGCAGCACGAGCCCUCAGAGAGCAGCCCCCCAGCAGGGAGGCAGGAAAAAAGGAAGAAGAAAAAAAGGAAACAGUCCAGGGACGGAACCGAUCCCGAGGUGCUGCAGAGCCAGGAGCCAAGUGGAGAAGAGGAGGUGGCAGGAGAGGAAGGGAAGGUCGUGAAGAGGAAGAAGAAGAAGAAGAGGAAGAACCAGGAGCCAAGCGGGGAAGAGGAGGUGGCAGGAGAGGAGGGGAAGACUGCAAAGAGGAGGAAGAAGAAGCAGCAGGAGGAGGACAAAGAAGAGCCAGUUGAGACAGAGAAGAAGAAAGACAAAGAAGAGCUGGCUGAGAGAGAGGUACCUCUAGAAGACACAGAUGGGCCAGACCAGGCUGGGCACAGCCCCAGGAAGAAGAGGAAGAAGAGGAAGAGGGAGCCAGAGUAAGCAAGGGCCAAGGCUGCUGUGCUGCACAGCUGCUAGUAUCAUCUGGCUGUGAGGGUCCCCAUCCCGUCAGCUGGUGCUGGUGGGUGCCCAAGGGUCCUCUGGGCUCUUCCUGGUGGAGCCCAGUGCUGUGGCCCAGCUGCGUAAGUGUUCGCUGGGCUGGGACUGGUUGGUCUGGAGCUGGAUCCAGCUUUAUUUCACUCUCUGAGCCUUCCUCCCAUCAGGGCUGACGCCAGUUCCCACCAGGCCCUGGGGCAGGGACCCCUUUGCCGUGGGUCUGUCGCAGAGGGACACGAGGGGACAGACCCCACAGAGUAUUGAAAUAUUUUUUCAAGGGCAUGAAUAAAUCUUUAUUGCAGUAAACUA
This is a messenger RNA of Gavia stellata (red-throated loon), 1383 nucleotides long. RefSeq names its product G patch domain-containing protein 4. Gene Ontology annotation, cellular component: nucleolus. The coding region runs from base 1 to 1020 and encodes 339 amino acids. The transcript has 7 exons. The record is from RefSeq and is a predicted model, not a curated record. NCBI's taxonomy places the organism in Eukaryota, Metazoa, Chordata, Aves, Gaviiformes, Gaviidae. Gene Ontology annotation, biological process: regulation of ribosome biogenesis. Gene Ontology annotation, molecular function: nucleic acid binding.